CCUAAUGGGGCCUUACUCCUUAAACGCGAACCUCAAAUCUCAUUCGAAAGUCCACUGAACGCUCCCUCCUCCUUUUUCUCAUUUCAAUCAUCAGUAGCCUUCGCCCCAUUGAAGGAGGAGUUGUGACCAUCGAGCUAAAUGCUCAGACUCCAUGUCCACUGCUCCUUACUAGUUCCCUGUGCCGAGCCAGUCAAGUUCGGUAGCAUCGAUGGUUCCUGGGUCGUUUGGAGUGGUAGAUCCCGGAGACUGCUCCGAGGGGUACUGGCAAAGGCAUUGAAGGACGAGACUGAUGGUACUGGUGGAACCAGGGGCCUGCCCGGUAGGAGCUGGGACCCAGGGCUCGAGAUUGAGGUCCCCUUCGAACAACGACCUAUUAAUGAGUAUUCCGCCCUAAAAGAUGGUCCCCUGUGCUCGUGGGGCGACCUGGGAACUGGGGAGUUCUUUCUCCGCCUCGGAGGCCUCUGGCUCAUGACUUUUACGGUUCUGGGAGUGCCAAUAGCUGCUGCAAGCUUCAAUCCUUCCAAAGAACCACUGAGAUUUGUGCUUGCUGCAGGCACGGGGACGCUUUUUCUCGUCUCCUUAAUCGUCUUACGAAUUUAUCUGGGAUGGAGCUACAUCGGUGAUAGACUUCUGUCAGCAGUGAUUCCAUACGAAGAGAGUGGAUGGUACGACGGGCAAAUGUGGGUAAAGCCAUCCGAGGUCCUGGCUCGUGACAGAUUGCUCGGCUCUUACAAGGUUAAACCGGUGGUGAAACUUCUGAAACGGACUCUCGUCGGGACAGGAGCAUUGCUGGUUUCUGCUGUCAUGCUAUUCGUCUUUGCGACUCCAGUCGAGGAUUUUAUCAGAACUAGUUUCGCCUCAAAGGAGAGCACAUCUGAAGUCGCAGCCUCAAAACCCAACUCAAAGCUCAAUAUAAGGAAAGAGGAGUUACUUAGACUGCCAGUGGAGGUGAAGUCCGAUGACGAUCUUGCAGCAGCUGCUGCUGAAGCUGCCGAUGGCAGGCCUGUUUACUGCCGAGACAGGUACUAUCGCGCUUUAGCAGGUGGACAGUACUGCAAGUGGGAGGAUCUUAUCAAGUAAAGAAUGCCAUAAAUUAACUUUCAUACCGCUGUUGGAAUUUUUGAAGAUUUCACAGUUCAGUUGUAUCAGUGGAUCAAAUCAUUUACUCAUAAUUGUCGUUUUCAUGACGUUUAUUGUCUCAAUGGAAUGCAUUCCAUGCUGCUCUGAAAGAGUGCAUACGUCGAAUUUAAA
Messenger RNA from Punica granatum (pomegranate), 1251 nucleotides. Lineage: Eukaryota; Viridiplantae; Streptophyta; Magnoliopsida; Myrtales; Lythraceae. The record is from RefSeq and is a predicted model, not a curated record.